Poeciliopsis prolifica (blackstripe livebearer) is the source of this 8540-nucleotide messenger RNA. It is a transcript of the gene kif1aa, whose product is annotated as kinesin family member 1Aa. The record is from RefSeq and is a predicted model, not a curated record. NCBI's taxonomy places the organism in Eukaryota, Metazoa, Chordata, Actinopteri, Cyprinodontiformes, Poeciliidae. The coding region runs from base 434 to 5920 and encodes 1828 amino acids. Gene Ontology annotation, molecular function: microtubule motor activity; microtubule binding; ATP binding. The transcript is spliced from 51 exons. Gene Ontology annotation, biological process: microtubule-based movement.
GACUCUGCUUCCUCCCCCCGGCUGUGAUGUCACCGGCUCAGUGGAGCUCGAGCAUCCUCACCAAAGACACCGAGACAACAGAGCCAUUUUGACCGCUCCGCUUCCCAAAAGCAGCGGUCGAGAGUGGCCCCCUUCCUUCCCUCCGCGGUCCUCCAGAGAGGUCCAGUUAGGGCGGACAGGGCCAGUCGGGGCGGAGGAGGGUGUUCUGGUCGCGCUGACGUCCUCCUCCCGGUCCCGUUUUCAUGAGGAGGAGAGGCUGGUGACAGACCUGGAGGCGAGCGGCGGAAGUGGAGGUAUCCUAUCCCCGGGCGGUGGAUGUGAAACACACAGGCACGACGAACACGGUCUGUUCCCAGGAGCUGCUUGGAGAGACCUGCAGGCCCCACGUCUGGGUUCCAGAGAAGGCCCCCCGAGGUGCUGAGAAGACAUCGCCAUGGCAGGGGCCUCGGUGAAGGUGGCGGUGCGGGUCCGCCCCUUCAACUCAAGAGAGACGGAGAAAGAAAGCAAAUGCAUCAUCCAAAUGUCUGGAAACACCACCACCAUCAUCAACCCCAAGCAGGCAAAAGACAACAAGAGCUUCAACUUUGAUUACUCCUACUGGUCGCACACAUCGCCGGAGGAUAUCAAUUAUGCCUCCCAGAUGCGCGUGUACAAAGACAUUGGAGAGGAAAUGUUGCUUCAUGCCUUUGAAGGAUACAACGUCUGCAUCUUUGCAUAUGGUCAGACCGGCGCGGGCAAAUCCUACACAAUGAUGGGAAAACAGGAUGUCAAGGAUCAGCAAGGAAUCAUCCCACUGCUUUGUGAAGAUCUUUUUACAAAGAUCAGUGAUAAUACAGACAACAGCCUGUCCUACUCUGUGGAGGUCAGCUACAUGGAAAUCUACUGUGAACGAGUGAGGGACUUGCUGAACCCUAAGAACAAAGGGAACCUUCGCGUCAGAGAACAUCCUCUGAUGGGGCCGUACGUUGAGGACCUGUCCAAACUGGCUGUCACUUCUUACAACGACAUCCAGGACCUGAUGGACUCUGGCAACAAAGCCAGGACUGUGGCUGCCACCAACAUGAAUGAGACCAGCAGUCGCUCUCACGCAGUUUUUAACAUCAUAUUUACUCAGAAACGCUUUGAUGCGGAGACCGACAACACCUCUGAAAAGGUUAGUAAAAUAAGCUUGGUGGAUCUGGCUGGCAGCGAGAGAGCGGACUCUACAGGAGCCAAAGGAACCCGGCUUAAGGAAGGAGCAAAUAUCAACAAGUCUUUAACCACACUGGGGAAAGUUAUUUCUGCUUUGGCAGAAGUGGAUUCUGGACAGAACAAGAAUAAAAAGAAGAAGAAAGUGGAAAGCUUCAUUCCAUAUAGAGAUUCAGUUUUAACCUGGCUGCUGAGAGAGAACUUGGGGGGAAAUUCUCGAACGGCGAUGGUUGCCGCUCUGAGUCCAGCUGACAUCAACUACGAUGAAACCCUCAGCACCCUCAGGUAUGCUGACCGUGCCAAACAGAUUCGCUGCAACGCUGUCAUCAAUGAGGAUCCAAACAACCGAUUGGUGCGUGAGCUGAAAGAGGAAGUGUCCCGUCUGAAAGACCUCCUGUAUGCCCAGGGACUGGGUGACAUCAUUGAGACCUAUCGAGCAACUGGUGCUGACAUAGAGGGUUUAAAACACAUGUCCGAUUACACGAACAAUAACGAUGUAGGCCAAGCUGUGAAUCAAAGGGAUGAUCUUUUCACAGUGACCAAUGCCAUGACAGGGAUGAGCCCAUCGCCAUCCCUCUCAGCCUUGUCCAGCCGCGCCGCCUCUAUUGCCAGUCUGCAUGACCGCAUUAUGUUCAGCCCAGGCAGCGAGGAAGCCAUCGAGCGGCUGAAGGAAACUGAGAAAAUAAUUGCUGAACUAAACGAGACCUGGGAAGAAAAGCUCCGCCGGACAGAAGCCAUUAGAAUGGAAAGAGAGGCCCUGCUGGCAGAAAUGGGUGUGGCGAUACGAGAAGAUGGCGGCACCGUUGGUGUGUUCUCUCCUAAAAAGACGCCUCAUUUGGUGAACCUCAAUGAGGAUCCUCUGAUGUCUGAGUGUCUGCUGUACUAUAUUAAAGAGGGAAUCACCAGGGUGGGCCGUUUGGACGCCAGCAGCCGUCAAGACAUCGUCCUCAGCGGCCAUUUUAUCCAGGACGAGCACUGCACCUUUACGAGAUGCACUGGUCCAUCAGGAGAGACAGUCGUCCUGGAGCCCUGCGAAGGAGCCGAGACUUACGUCAAUGGGAAGAGAGUGACAGAAGCAACAGUACUGAAGUCAGGAAAUCGCAUCAUCCUGGGGAAAAGCCACGUGUUCCGGUUCAACCACCCUGAGCAGGCCAGAGCUGAAAGGGAGCGGACCCCCUGCGCCGAGACCCCUGCUGAGCCUGUUGACUGGGCUUUUGCCCAGAGAGAGCUGUUGGAGAAACAGGGCAUUGACAUGAAACAAGAAAUGGAACAGAGGCUUCAGGAGUUGGAGGAUCAGUACCGCAAAGAAAGGGAAGAAGCCAACAAUCUUCUAGAGCAGCAAAGACUGGAUUAUGAGAGCAAGCUUGAGGCUUUACAGAAGCAGGUGGACCGUUAUUACCCAGAAGCCCCUGAAGAAGAGGAGGAACCAGAAGAGGAAGUUCAGUGGACGGAGAAGGAGAGAGAGUUGGCUGUGUGGGGCUUCAGGAAGUGGAGAUGCUACCAGUUCACCUCACUUCGUGACCUGCUGUGGGGAAAUGCCAUCUUUCUUAAAGAAGCCAAUGCCAUCAGUGUAGAACUCAAAAAGAAGGUCCAGUUCCAGUUUGUGUUGCUCACAGACACUCUCUACUCCCCACUUCCUCCUGACCUGUUGCCCCCAGAGGCGACUCAAGACAGAGAAAGUAGACAUUUUCCUCGCACUAUUGUGGCUGUGGAAGUGCAAGAUCAGAAGAAUGGAGCAACUCACUUCUGGACGUUAGAAAAAUUAAGGCAAAGGCUUGACCUCAUGCGAGAGAUGUACGACCGAGCUGCCGAUGUGCCCAAUAACACCACAGAGGAGAGUGAAAGUGUCAUGACAGGAGGAGACCCUUUUUACGAUCGCUUCCCAUGGUUCCGCCUGGUUGGCAGAAAUCCUAUUUUCAACACAUGCAUGAGCGAGCGCAUGAGUGAUCCCACCCCAUCCCCGACCCUUUCCACCUCUGAAAUUACUGAGCUGGCUGACUCGCAGAGGGAGGGUCGAGGGGAGGAGGAGUUGGAGGAGUUGGACGACCUGGAUGAUGAUAUCUUUUUGGACGACCCGUGCUCCGAGCUCGGGCCAGAGGAUGAUGAUGAUGAUGAUGAUGAUGAUGUUGGAGGGCUCUGCCGAGGCUCCAGCGAAGGCCUGGACCCCUUUUACGACCGCUCUCCAUUAUUCAGUGUAGUGGGAAGGGCUUUCGUCUAUCUGAGCAACCUGGUGUACCCGGUUUCUCUGGUGCACCGCGUGGCCAUCGUCAGCGAGAAAGGAGAGGUGAAGGGCUUCCUGCGCGUGGGUGUUCAGGCCAUAUCAGCCGACGAGGAAGCUCCCGACUACGGCUCCGGCGUGAGACAGUCGGGCACAGCCAAAAUCUCUUUUGAGGAUCAGCAGUAUGAGAAGUUCCAGUCGGAGUCGUGCUCUGUCGGAGUUGGACUGAGCCGCACAGGGGUUUCUCAGGAAGAGCUUCGGAUCGUGGAGGGGCAAGGCCAAAAUGUUGAAACGAGCCCGUCAGCAGAUGAGGUCAACAACAACACAUGUGCGGCUGGUGCAGACGAGUUGGAGAAUCCAGCGAAGGCGGGUCUGGAUGCAACUUCAGAUGCGACUUUGGAGCACCUGAAAAUCGGAAACAUUUUUACCUUCAGGGUGACUGUCCUGCAGGCCUCCAGCAUUUCUGCUGAAUAUGCCGACAUCUUCUGUCAGUUUAAUUUCAUCCAUCGGCAUGACGAGGCUUUCUCUACGGAGCCGCUGAAAAACACAGGCCACGGGCCUCCUCUUGGCUUCUAUCACGUGCAGAAUAUUGCUGUUGAAGUGACCAAGUCCUUUGUGGACUACAUAAAGACUCAACCGAUCGUCUUUGAAGUGUUUGGACACUACCAGAAACAACCUUUUCUUCCUCUGUGUAAAGAUGUCAUCAGUCCGCUUCACGCAUGCAGAAGGCAAUUUCCACAAGUGAUGCCUCUUUCCAAACCAGUGCCUGCCACCAAGCUGAAGGCGAUGACGCGUCCCCAGGCGGGCCCCCGCCACUGUAAAUACGAUCUGAUGGUGUUCUUUGAGAUCUGCGAGCUUGAGGCCAACGGAGAUUACAUUCCUGCAGUCGUAGACCACAGAGGAGGCUUGCCAUGCCAGGGUACAUUCCUACUGCACCAGGGUCUCCAGAGGAGAAUAGCCGUCACCAUUGUGCACGAGUCUGCUGGAGACAUAGAGUGGAACGAUGUCCGAGAGUUAGUCGUGGGGCGUUUACGCAACACUCUGGAAGCUGACGAGACCGCCAUCGACCCAAACAUACUCUCACUUAACAUCUUAUCUGCUGGUUAUGUCAAGCCCCUGCAAGAUGACAGACAGUUUCUUGAUUCGGACAUGCCUAGCAUUUCCCUGGGAAUUGACCAUAGGACUUUUUACCGCUUCGAGGCUGCUUGGGACAGCUCAAUGCACAACUCCCUGCUCCUGAACCGAGUCACGCCGUACGGAGAGAAGAUCUACAUGACCCUCUCGGCCUAUUUGGAGAUGGAGAACUGCACGCAGCCUGCAUACAUAACCAAAGAUAUCUGCAUGGUGUUUUACUCCCGGGACACUAAGCUCUCGGCCUCUCGUUCAAUCCGCAACCUUUUCGGUACGGGGAGCCUGAGAGCAGCGGAUGGAAACCGAGUAACUGGAGUUUACGAGGUCAGCUUGUGUCAUCUUGCAGAUGCUGGAAGUCCAGGCAUGCAGAGGAGACGCAGGCGAGUGCUGGACACCUCUGUGGCCUACGUCCGUGGAGAGGAGAACCUGGCUGGGUGGAGGCCACGCAGUGACAGCCUCAUCCUGGAGCACCAGUGGGAGCUGGAGAAACUCAGUCUCCUCCAAGAUGUGGAGAAAACCAAACAUUUCCUCCUGCUGAGGGAGAAACUGGAGUCCACCAUGCUGACGGGCCAGGAGUCCCUUCAGUCCUGCGUCCCCGAGGAGACCAGUGAGUCCACUGCGGUGGCCGAGGCAGACCCAGCUUCCAGCUCUGAGAUAACCACCGACAGGCAGAGGGAGCUCGCUGCCAAGUGUUUGCGGCUGCUCACUCACUCCUUCAACAGAGAAUACAGCCAUGUGUGUGUCAGCGCCAGUGAAAGCAAGAUCUCUGAGAUGUCUGUCACAUUGCCGAGAGACGCCUCCUCCAUAUCUCCUCUCAACACAAUCACACCCUCCUCAACAUGCCCUUCUCUGGUGGAGGGUUGCUAUCACAACACUGAGCUCAAACCUCCUCCGCCUCUGUCCCGUGCGGUCAGCCCCAGUCCUGAACCGCAGCAGGACGGAGCGGACAAAAAGUCCAUGAAUGUAGGUUCUGAUGUGAAACCUCGGACUCGAAAACUUAUCCCUGACAUACAGGAGAUCAGAGUCAGCCCAAUCGUAUCGAAGAAGGGCUACAUCCACUUCCUGGAGCCGCACACCAACGGAUGGGUGAAGCGCUACGUGGUUGUGCGGCGGCCGUACGUUUACAUCUACAACUCUGAGCGAGACACGGUGGAGAGGGCCAUUCUGAACCUGUCCUCCGCCCAGGUGGAGUACAGUGAGGACCAGCAGGCCAUGCUGAAGACUCCAAAUACGUUUGCAGUGUGUACAGAACAUCGUGGAAUAUUGCUUCAAGCCACUAAUGACAAAGAAAUGCAUGACUGGCUCUAUGCGUUCAACCCUCUUCUUGCUGGAACUAUCAGGUCAAAGCUGUCGAGAAGACGAGCCGGACAGAUGAGGAUUUGAGGAAAAAAAAGAUACAUGCAAAGACUACAAUGUACAUACUUCCCUGUUCUCCUCAUUCCCAUCAUGCUGAGCCUGGUUCAGCGGCAGCCAUCUUCCCCCCUGCUCAGUCUCCGUUCCGUUGUUCGUGUCCUCGCCGUCUGGUUUUUCCCGUCGGGCCUUAGCAACGCGCAAAGAAACUCCUGGAAGAAUCAGUCGUCGCACUGUACUGGCAUUAUUUCACAGCUUGAGAACGGAGGAGGCAGCGGUUUCUCACGCCAGACUCCAUUUGUACGAUAAGCGUGCUGUAGUUGUUGUCAGUGACACAUCAAGCCUUUCUCAUUUAUUACUUAAAGUAACGCAAACAACACAGGGACAUGUAUUCUUUAAUAAUGCCACCUCUGCACUACUAGCCAAGCUCUCAUCGCUACAUUUGCAUCGGUAAAAUAGGAAAACAUGGAGGUUCCUCUCUGCUCUACUUUACUGCUAAACAUAAAGUUUCAACUGGUUUAACCUUGACAGUCAGAAAAAUAAAAGCUGAAAUGAAACUAAUUGAAAAAAAUAGACCCUCAAACUUCUUCAACAUCAAACUUAAGCACACACAGUGGGGCAACAACAUGGCACCUCCUCAAACUGCAGCCUGUGAAUCCAUAACAUUUAGGGUAUGAGGGUAUUUUACAUCCACAUGACAGACUCAAACAUCUCCACCUUCUUUUCCUCCCAGUAUGGUUUCUUUCUCUCUGACUUGUGUUUGAAAAGUGAUAUAUUUAGAUUUCUAACAGCCUAAUUAUUUAUUUCCGCAUGUAUUUAUUUACAAAGACGUUUAUAUUUCUAAAGUAGUACUCAGUGCAAUUUCUGCACAUGGCACUUUUUAAUGAGUUCCUGAACCAUUUGAAUAAUAAAAGCCUCAUCCCUACGGUUUCUCUUUUAAAAUAAUCUAGUAACGCGCUCGGUUUCUUUGUGCUGAAGAAAACUUGAAAAAUACAACAACCCUGAACGAUUAGGAUAGCUUAACCUUUGACCCAACUGAUGACCCAUGUAACGUUUUUGAUAUUAAGUCGGUCUUGUCGUCCCUCCUAAAAUGGGAAAACGGUGGAUCCUCACAGCACAUAUGAAACUGGCUUUCUGAAUGAUGUGUAUAUUAAGUGUAGUGCCUCUUUUUUAACAUUCUGCACAGUUUGCCUCUGCACCAAUUUCUUUAACCUCACCUCCUUCGCGCUGCUGUAAUCAUGUUCGGGAAACGUCUGCACGUCACAUAAUCACUUUGUUUUCUUUCGUCGUCUUAUUAUAUGCAUUUGAGACAAAAUGUUCAAAUAUUUGGAAGAGAUUCAGCAUAUCUCAGGAUUGCCAGCUUGCAUAGGGCUCUACUUCUUAAUGCGACAUGCAAAAUGUUUCAAAUGCAACUCACCUGUAGCUUUAAUUGCUUCGUUUCUACUCGGGUUUUAUUCCUUUGUGGUAUAUUUUAGCUGAGGUUUAACGUGUCCCAACGCCACUCAGGUCGUGAGGUGUUCGGUGACUCUGGUGGAUUCGCAUGCCUCAGGUCAGCCAGCCUACGGAGCAUGCUCAGUUUGUCAACUGACUGCAGGGACGACAUCUAAAAGCAGAGAACAGUUGCAACCAGCCUAACGACAUGGCAUUUUAGGAGCGAUUAGACAACUGCAAACAUGGCAUCUUUUGUUUGUGUGUUUUCUAUAGAUGUGAUUCAUCCAAUACCUGACAUGUUAACAGUCUUGUGUGGUGUGGAAAUAUUUUGGCUCAUUCGGUUGACUGAUCUUCUCACCUGCACAACUGUUGGUAGUCGUAAUAAAUCAGCAAUUAGCUUGAAUUGGCGUUCAAAUCUCACGGCUCACCUUCUGAACAGAAUCAUUGUGCUUUUUAUCCACCUUUGUCCUGGGGUGAACGCUCUCCUGUUUGUACUUUACUCAGAACUCUGCAUUGCGUUGUUUUAUUUCAAAGCCCUAACAGUCAACCUGUACGUAAUUGUUUGAUUGAUUUUGAUCUUACUGACUUUUUUUUUUUAAAGCAACCAAAGUUUUGUUGGUGCACUCACUUAAAAGUUCACUCUGAAUGUAUAAUAAUAAUAAUGGUAUAUAGGAAUUCUUCUGCUUCAAUGUUUUUCUGAACCUUCUGCUUUGGGGUUCCUCACUGAUUGUAAGGCGGUCAUCAUCGGGGAUGUAUGCAGAGACUCUGAGACCCGCCAUGUAAUAAUCUGUCUGCUUAUGUGUGGGACGAUUAUGGUUCACUGUGGCCUAGUUAAACUUUUAUGUCUUGUAGAAAGUAAUGCUCUUGGUUGCUUUGCCGUCACCCUCUUUCUAGUAUCGGAAUCAAUCCUCAUCCUUCACACACAAUCACCAACCUCUCUUUUCCAGCCCUUCCCUCGUGAAGUAAUCUCACAUUCUUGUGCUUCCACGUCUAUUUUUUUUUUUUUUUGCACCAAUACAUUCCAUUGUUCUUCAAAGAUUUUUGCAUUGUAUAUAAACAUGAUUGCCGUGGACUGUGUAUCAUAUGGUUGCACUCAUUAAACUCCUAAAUGGGCAGUAGUUCAGUCAGUGUCUGAGUGUUUGUUUGAGUUUCCUGUCAGAUGUUUGUGUACACUGAACACAUUGUCAUAUAUUAAAUAAAUCUGGAAGUGAUGCAACACUAA